UGUUUUUAUCUCAACGCUCAGUUCGUCAGGGACGCUUAAUUGAUCCUCUGUAACAUUUCACAUAUAAGCUUUCAUAAGGGUGUGGCAACAUAGAAGUUAAUGUCAUCGGAACAUCUCUAACGAAAGAAUGUGAAGAUGUGUGACUCGGAGACUUGUAGUUCUUGUGAUUUUGACACAAGAUAUCCGAGCAACAUUGUCAGACCAGUGUGUGACACCUAUGCCAAGUUGUCAUUUGUGGUGUACCGUCUGCUUAUAGUGACCUACCUCAUUGUGUUUUUAGUGAUUCACCUCUCUACCUCCAUCGCAGGAGUGAGUGGGUUAAAGGUAUUCAUCUAUCUAUCCGACUGGAACUUAGUUCUUACCACACUCUAUCUCAUCGUUGCUUUCCUCAAUGCGGUAGCGGACUAUGCCUACUACCAAUGGUAUGGCAUGUAUUUUGGCAGUUACCACAAUGAACCACCUGUCCUCUACAGACUACAGUGGUGUCUUUUCAGCAUCUGUAUCAUCAUCUCUUUACUCAUCGCCGUAUCUUUCUGGCCAACCGUCGGUUAUGACCUACCGACAUACAAACUAGCAGAGAACAUCAACAUACAUGCUGUACCAGGUAUCAUCAUGGUUAUUGACCUCAUGGUGACGGCAAUACCGAUUCGCUUCUUCCACGUAAUCUAUCCGUUAUUCGUGGGCGGUAUCUACCUGGCCUUUGCGGCAAUCUACUGGGCUGCAGGAGGCACUGAUCCAUAUGGACACCCCUACAUCUAUCGUCUUUUGGACUUCAGCCAUCCAAGGAUCGUAGGACUUGUCGUUGUUGGGGAGACCGUAGGUGCUGUUGUGUUUCAGUGGUUGUUAGCAGGCUUAAAGCUAUUGAGGAAUAAGGUCGCGUAUGACUGCAACUGCGCCCCGAGGGUCCGAUCUGUGGAAGUCAUUCCUUUGACCGAAGUAGCUACCGUCGCUUCAUAUUCUUGACUUUUGUCAAAGGCAUUCUUGAGAUUUUGUUGGGAUUGGACUAUAAAUGCUGCCACAGUGCCUUUUGAAAUGCUCCAGAAAUACAUCUAAGGCAUUUGACUAAAUAGGUAUCCGUCAUUUAAUGAUAAUGUUCUAUCACAGGCAUUAAUUCUUUUGUGUGCCAAAUCUACAAUAUACUUCUUAUCAAGGAUAGAUUUCCGAUAGAUUUGUCAUUUCUGAGGAUAUGUUAUUGAAGGUAGUUGUACAAAGCAUAUACUUCAUCCAAACAUCAAUAUUAAAUUGAUAAAAAUAUGGAUAAUACCCCCUUAAAACUAAAGUAUAGGGAUAUUUCCUGUGUGACCCAGUAAUUAUCCCGUAUAAGUAUAGCCUAUGGCUAGUACUUGUUGGAUGGACCGGUUAUUGAACUGUCUAAUCGGCUCGAGGAGACGGCUCGAGGGGGGCGAUUGUCAUCAAAAUAAUGCGACAGUCACAGAUAUAAAAAUGACUCCAAAUAAUGUGUCUGCCUUAAAAGCAGUUGGUCAUUCAUUGAUUUGUGUAUAACGUCCCUCAAUGCACUAAACUUUUUCAAUUAUUUAUUCUCUUGUAAUAUAAGAGGCAAUUAUCUUUCACAUAUAUGUCUUCAUAUGUGUAAUAUUUUAGUGUCAUUUCGUUUACUUUUCAUAUCCUUUCGAAACUUACACGUUUUUAUUCAGCUUUUGGCUGUGACGCAUGUUUUGAUUAACCAUUUUCGGGGGUCGGACUGGGGACUGUUUAUUGAAAGGACUUGUCGGACAUUUCAUCAGACAAGUGUUUUAUCCGACAGUAACCAUACUGAAAGUGCCUCUCAGCCAAUCAGAAUGAAGGAAAGUUGUCAGAUCCAACUGUUGGACAAAACUAUUGAUGAAACACCGCCUGGAUUCGGUUUGCCGGUAUAUACUGUGACAUGAAAAUGUCACAUGACAUGUCAGUACAAGGAAAGUUACAGGUAGACGUAUUUAACCAAAUAUUUAUUCCUGGUGGUAUGGCGUAUAUAGGCAUUAAUUCUGCACAUGUGCAUUAAUGGAUUGUUUUGAUAAUUAUAUGUUACAUAAAUCAAUUACUGAUUUGUAAAGGAAAGUGGAUCCGUUGUAUUGCUUCUCAUAAGUUCGUCUGAGGGUUGGCAAACUAGACAGAUAUUUGAAACCUAGUUUCUGUAACAAAAGUUUUGAUAUUAAUAUAUCAAAGAUGUGUGACUCGGGUACUUAUUUUUCUUGUGGUUUUGAUACGAGACAUUCAUCCGACAUAAUAAGACCAUGGUGAAUAUACUCUUAAUUUAUUUGUAAUAAUAAUUAAUUCAACUUUGAACAUCAUUGUGGUUGUUUGACAGUCAUGUCUAGAAUGAAUACAUAUGACUCUGUAUAGUUCAAGCCAGAAUUAUAAUCA
This is a messenger RNA of Lytechinus variegatus (green sea urchin), 2364 nucleotides long. RefSeq names its product protein rolling stone-like. NCBI's taxonomy places the organism in Eukaryota, Metazoa, Echinodermata, Echinoidea, Temnopleuroida, Toxopneustidae. Gene Ontology annotation, cellular component: membrane. The transcript has 3 exons. The coding region runs from base 136 to 963 and encodes 275 amino acids. The record is from RefSeq and is a predicted model, not a curated record.